GGGUGAUGUCACCUGCGGGUUGGUAACCUACGAGCGGCUGUGAAGGAAACUGUUUAACCGGAUCCCAUUGUACCCGGAGCGCAGAACUGCCUUUCCAGUAUGCAGGGGCUGCUCAGGGUUUAGUCACUCCAAAAACUAGAACAGAAUUCAGCCAUGGCCCCAAGGAAGAGAGGUGGACGGGGAAUAUCAUUCAUCUUCUGCUGUUUCCGAAAUAAUGAUCACCCAGAAAUCACAUACCGACUGCGAAACGAUAGCAACUUUGCGCUUCAGACCAUGGAGCCAGCAUUGCCCAUGCCCCCUGUGGAGGAACUGGACGUCAUGUUCAGUGAACUUGUGGAUGAACUUGACCUCACAGACAAACACAGGGAAGCCAUGUUUGCACUUCCAGCAGAGAAAAAAUGGCAAAUAUACUAUAGCAAGAAAAAGGACCAGGAAGAAAACAAAGGAGCUACAAGUUGGCCUGAAUUCUACAUCGAUCAGCUUAAUUCCAUGGCUGCUAGAAAAUCUCUGCUGGCUUUAGAGAAGGAAGAGGAAGAAGAAAGAAGUAAAACUAUAGAGAGUUUGAAGACAGCACUAAGGACGAAACCAAUGAGGUUUGUAACCAGAUUCAUCGACCUGGAUGGCUUGUCAUGUAUUCUCAACUUUCUGAAGACCAUGGACUAUGAGACCUCAGAGUCUCGAAUACAUACCUCUCUCAUCGGAUGUAUAAAGGCACUAAUGAACAACUCUCAAGGCCGGGCUCACGUGCUGGCUCAUUCUGAGAGUAUUAAUGUAAUUGCUCAGAGUCUGAGCACAGAGAACAUUAAAACGAAGGUGGCCGUGCUGGAAAUCUUGGGCGCUGUGUGCCUGGUUCCUGGGGGGCACAAGAAGGUACUGCAGGCCAUGCUGCACUACCAGAAGUACGCCAGCGAAAGAACCCGCUUUCAGACAUUAAUUAACGACCUGGAUAAAAGCACCGGGCGGUAUCGAGAUGAAGUGAAUCUCAAGACUGCUAUCAUGUCCUUCAUUAAUGCAGUGCUCAGCCAAGGUGCAGGAGUGGAAAGUUUGGACUUUAGACUUCAUCUUCGCUAUGAAUUUCUGAUGUUAGGAAUUCAACCUGUAAUAGAUAAAUUAAGGGAACAUGAAAAUUCAACAUUAGAUAGGCAUUUAGACUUUUUUGAAAUGCUCCGAAAUGAAGAUGAGCUAGAAUUUGCCAAGAGAUUUGAACUGGUUCAUAUAGACACAAAAAGUGCAACUCAGAUGUUUGAGCUGACCAGGAAGAGGCUGACUCACAGUGAAGCUUACCCUCACUUCAUGUCCAUCCUGCACCACUGCCUCCAAAUGCCUUACAAGAGAAGUGGAAACACCGUUCAGUACUGGCUACUACUAGAUAGAAUUAUACAGCAAAUAGUUAUCCAAAAUGACAAAGGACAGGAUCCUGACUCCACGCCUUUGGAAAACUUUAACAUUAAGAAUGUUGUACGAAUGUUGGUUAAUGAAAAUGAAGUUAAGCAGUGGAAAGAACAAGCAGAAAAAAUGAGAAAAGAACACAAUGAACUACAACAGAAAUUGGAAAAGAAAGAAAGAGAAUGUGAUGCCAAGACCCAAGAGAAGGAAGAGAUGAUGCAGACUUUAAAUAAAAUGAAAGAGAAACUUGAAAAGGAGACUACUGAGCACAAGCAAGUCAAGCAGCAGGUGGCAGACCUCACGGCACAGCUCCACGAACUCAGCAGGAGGGCUGUCUGUGCUUCAAUGCCAGGUGGACCAUCGCCCGGAGCUCCAGGGGGGCCCUUUCCUUCCUCUGUGCCGGGGUCUCUCCUUCCCCCUCCUCCCCCACCUCUGCCAGGUGGAAUGCUUCCUCCUCCACCACCUCCCCUCCCUCCAGGUGGCCCUCCUCCUCCCCCAGGACCUCCUCCCUUAGGGGGAAUCAUGCCGCCUCCUGGUGCUCCACUGGGUCUGGCACUUAAGAAGAAAAACAUUCCUCAGCCCACAAAUGCCCUGAAAUCCUUCAACUGGUCUAAGCUGCCUGAGAACAAACUGGAAGGAACAGUAUGGACUGAAAUCGAUGAUGCAAAAGUCUUUAAAAUGCUAGAUCUUGAAGACCUGGAAAGAACUUUCUCUGCCUACCAAAGACAGCAGAAAGAAACAGAUGCCAUUGAUGACACACUGAGUUCCAAAUUUAAAGUCAAAGAGCUUUCAGUGAUUGAUGGUCGGAGAGCUCAGAAUUGCAACAUCCUUCUAUCCAGGUUGAAAUUAUCCAAUGAUGAAAUCAAACGGGCAAUUCUAACGAUGGACGAGCAGGAAGAUCUGCCCAAGGACAUGUUGGAACAGCUCUUGAAAUUUGUUCCUGAAAAAAGUGACAUUGACCUAUUGGAGGAACAUAAACAUGAACUAGAUCGGAUGGCCAAGGCUGAUAGAUUCCUUUUUGAGAUGAGCCGAAUUAAUCAUUAUCAGCAAAGGUUGCAGUCGCUGUACUUCAAAAAGAAGUUUGCAGAGCGUGUGGCAGAAGUCAAACCUAAAGUGGAAGCAAUUCGCUCUGGCUCAGAAGAGGUGUUUAGGAGCAGUGCCCUGAAACAGUUGUUAGAAGUAGUUUUGGCAUUUGGAAAUUAUAUGAAUAAAGGCCAAAGAGGCAAUGCAUAUGGAUUCAAGAUAUCCAGCCUAAACAAGAUUGCUGACACAAAAUCCAGUAUCGACAAGAACAUUACUCUUUUGCACUAUCUCAUAACUAUUGUGGAAAAGAAAUACCCUAAGGUUCUCAAUCUAAAUGAAGAAUUGCUGGAUAUUCCUCAAGCAGCAAAAGUAAACAUGACUGAGCUGGACAAAGAAAUAAGCAUGUUGAGAAGUGGCUUGAAAGCAGUCGAGACAGAGCUGGAAUAUCAAAAAUCUCAGCCCCCACAGCCUGGGGAUAAAUUUGUGUCUGUUGUCAGCCAGUUCAUCACAGUGGCCAGCUUCAGCUUCUCUGAUGUUGAAGAUCUUCUAGCAGAAGCUAAAGACCUGUUUACUAAAGCAGUGAAGCAGUUUGGUGAAGAGGCUGGCAAAAUGCAGCCAGAUGAGUUCUUUGGCAUUUUUGAUCAGUUUCUUCAAGCUGUGUCAGAAGCCAAACAAGAGAAUGAAAACAUGAGGAAGAAGAAGGAGGAGGAAGAGCGCCGAGCUCGCAUGGAAGCUCAGCUCAAAGAACAACGUGAAAGGGAACGUAAAAUGAGAAAAGCAAAAGAGAAUAGUGAAGAAAGCGGAGAGUUUGAUGACCUGGUUUCAGCCUUACGCUCAGGAGAAGUCUUUGACAAAGACCUUUCUAAACUGAAAAGGAAUCGCAAACGCAUUACCAACCAGAUGACGGACAGCAGCCGGGAGAGACCAGUCACAAAACUGAAUUUCUAAAUUUCCUUGAACACUUUUUUAGAAAGCUCAUUAGCAGCCCUUUGAAGUGACUAGAAUGUCUCAUUACACUGCCUUGCAAUCCAAACAGUGGCAAUUUCUUCUUCCAUCUGUGAGUGAAUGUGUGCGUGUGUGUGUAUGUGUAUAUAAUGUAUAUAGGAGUCUGAGUGUUGUCUGGAGACCUAUAUGUAUGGUUAAAAAAAAAAUCUAUGUUAAUGUAUGUGCUCAGAAACCCUUUGUAUGCAUUCAUACUGAGUGUGGCUCAUUUUCUUUCCCUGAACACCAUAACUGAAGCACAAUACUAUAUCUCCCAAAAGAGAUGACAGAGACAUUCCCUAGAGUAAAGAAAAUAGAGUACGGAAAAAUAAAAACAAAACAAAAGGCUUGAGAAAUAUUUUAUGGUUUCCAAGCUUGGUAUACUUUGAAAUUAUUUUUAUUGGUAGAACUGGUAUCAGAAAGAAAUAGAUGUAAAAUGGUUUUUGAUAGUUGACAAAGUGAUGCUGAAACUGCAUCAGUAAUUGAUAAGACCAGCUUAGAAUUUUUGACAUUGGUGUGGGGAUACAGUCUGUAAAUGUUUAUUAAGAACAUCUUGCACACAAUCUGCAAUACAUAGAAUGUCAUAUCAGAAUUUUUUUAUGUAUUUAAAACUUGAACAUCAAUUUUUUUCCCUAAUUUCAUUGAGUUUUCUGCCAAGUGCUCUUGAUGAUUUCUUGAAAUUGCUUUUGGAAAGAACACUAUUUAUCUAAAUGCAAUCUGUGCUCUUGUCAAAGAAAGAGAUUGCCAGAAUGUGCUUGUUUUUCUAACAAUAUAGGUGAACAAACUUAAAAAAUAAAAUUUCCCACCCAAGACGUAAAAGAAGGAAUGCUCUGAACAGGGUUAAAGAUUAUAAAAGGAUUUCUUUAAAUGGGGUGCUUUUGUUUCUUUGUUUUUGCAUUUUCUAUUUUCUCUUCUGUAGGACAAACUGCAUCUUCUGUAAAUAUAGGUCUGGACUGAAGAACACUUAGUGAAUGCACACAAUGUCAACAACAUCAACAGAAAUGCCAAGAUCUAUUUAUCUUGAAGUAUGUUUGAAUGGUUUACAGUUUAUAUGUUGUCAUUUUAAAUUGUGUGUCAGUAAAGCUACCUGUAUUUCAGUCUAAAAAAUAAAGCUCUCAGGGAGAAAUGAAUAAAAACAAUGAACAUUAAAAAAUAAAAUGUAGAUGGUCACCAUUAACUACCAACUCGUAAAACCCUUAAAUUAUGUGAUAUAUAAAGAGGACUGUUACUGUUUUUUUUUGUUUUUUGUUUUUUUGCUUUGCUUUGCUUUAUUUAUUUGUAGUGGGGAGGGGGGGGGACAAGGUUCUCUUUUUUUAUUUCCAUCAAUCCUGUUGUGGUUGGGUUUCCUGUGGAGAGAGUAGUUUGUCCUAUUGCACUAGAGCAUUAUUUACUCACUAAAUUGUUUUGCAGUCAAUUAACAAAUAUUUAUUGCACACCUACUAUGUGCCAGGCAUAGUAGGACUACAGUGAUAAGCAAGACAGAAUCCCUGUCCCCAAAGCUUAUGCUCUAAUGGGGAUAUUGAGGGACGAAUAGAAUAUCAAUAUGUGCGCUGUACAGGAAUUGUGCUAUUUAAAAAUAAUUUGUAUAAACUAUAAUGACUAGCACAGAUGGCCCAGUAUCUGUGCUAUGUGAAAGCUGUGAAAUAGUACUCUAAGGGUUGUCAAGAGCUGUAGUUUUACACUUUUUCCUUGUUGCAAACUUGGUGACUCUCUACACACUAUAUGAAAGUAAAUGACCAGCAAAUAAAACAGUCAUAAAUACAAAGCAGAGGCUGAACUCUCCAACCCCCAGCUACCAAAGGUCUGCACAUACACCAUGUUAAAGGUGUGGGUGGAGACUUUGCUCAAAAAGUCUUGGGGGUGAUGAAGAGGAGUGGGCUAUGAAGAUGGUUUUGUCUAUUCCUUAACUAAAGUGCCUCUCUCUAUAUAUUUUUUCUAUUAAUAGCAGGAGAAAUUUGGUCUGGCUCAAUUUUGGAGUAGUAUUUUGAAAAUGGCUUUGUUUUAGAGUGUAAGGAAUGGACAGAUGGAGGGAGAGUCACAUAAAGGAGCAAGUUUGCUUAGCAUGUCCCACCUGCCCUUUUUACUAAUCCUUAUUUGGAAAUGGCCAUCCUGGUAGGCCUCCUUUGCCAUUUACAUUUUUUGAUUCUUUUCCCCCAAAAGCUGUGUGCAGGUAAUUCCAUGUGCCAUUGUUGAAAAAACAAAAAACUACUUUUUAGAUUGGUGCUGGUGUAAGUAGCCACUUUUCUCUCUUGGGUGUGUAUUUUUAAAGUUUUUGUUUUUUUUGGUUUUUUAAAUUAAUGCCAAAAAGAAAAAGCAUUAUAAUUUGUAAACUUAAUUAUGUCUUGUAUCUUACUAGCUUAGUAGUUGGAACCACUUAGUCUUUAGGUGCAAGACUGUUAUUAUAGUACCAAGAAAAAAAUGUUGUAUGUGUUAUGAGACUGUACAUUUUUUUUAAAAAAAAUAGCAAUAUGCAAUAAAGAGACAAAUUCAUUGGGUGUACAUAUA
Molecule: messenger RNA, 5895 nt
Organism: Choloepus didactylus (southern two-toed sloth)
Lineage: Eukaryota; Metazoa; Chordata; Mammalia; Pilosa; Megalonychidae
Gene: DAAM1
Product: dishevelled associated activator of morphogenesis 1
Exons: 25
Coding region: 154-3357 (1067 amino acids)
Biological process (GO): actin cytoskeleton organization
Cellular component (GO): stress fiber
Molecular function (GO): small GTPase binding; actin binding
Source: RefSeq, a predicted model, not a curated record